CAAAGAUAUACAAUGACCGUAGACAAACAUGUCUACAUGUUUAGAAUGACACAAAUAUAGUUACACAUUGUGCUGUGUACAGUAUACAAAUACACAUAAAUAUAUAACCACAAAAGACAUUGGUAGACGGUACUGACUAUUAUUAGAAUGAUUAUCUAUUGAAAGUUUAUCUACGUAAUCGGAUUAUUCAGAGUUUCAUUUCAAAAAUGCAAAAUUCAGUAGGGAAAAUUUCUACAAAUUGUACAUACAUAAUUUUGUUAAUAUUAUUAUUUAAUCUACAUAAUGGAUCAACUCAACUAAAUCCAUAUUUUCAAUUUAUACCACGAAAUGAAAAUUUACACAUUAAGACCUAUGAUUAUUCGAAUGGAUUUGAUGAAGAUCAUUUUACUUACGAGUUACAAUAUCCAAUCCCAAUAUAUGAAACGUUAAUUAAGAAAAUUAUCAUUUACAAAAAUGGCCUCCUAGCAUUAGACAGUAUUUCUGAAAAUAAUUUGCCACCAGCUUAUCCGGUCAAUACAAGUAUCACAAAUGAACGUUUGCAAGAUUUUGAUGGACGAUAUUUAAGUAUAUUCAGUUCAGUGAAUGAUGGCAAAAGUGGGAAAAUUCAUGUCACAGAAAUCGAUUUACUAUCAGCUGCGAAACUGCCAUGUAUAGAGAGCAUGCAAAUAGAUCGUCUAAUAAAGUUUAUGCAUUUAUCAUAUAUUGAGGAAGCUGAAUUAAAGGCUCAAUAUGUUGUACAUAUAUUGUGGGAAAAUAUGACCAAUGCUUAUCUAACCAAUCAGAAGUCUAACACUUAUGGAAUGACAAUCAUUUCUAAUGGAAUACGUUCUUAUGCAUUUAUGCAAUACAUACAAAUUGAAUGGAAUGAAAAUGAUGUUGCAGAGAAUCUGGCUUUACCACCUGAAUCUGGUAUAUUUAUGAGACCAUUAGGAGGUUAUCAGCUGCCAAGAAGUUCGCAAGCUGUAGAACCAAAUAUAUGGUCAACUGAAACUAAUGUUGCCUUACAUGGUGAAUGGCUUGUUCCUUUAUACAAAUCAGAAAGUAUAGCUAAAACAAAUGUUAAGAGUUUAAAUAAAGUUGCCAGUGAAUUCAUUGUAUCUAUGAAAAUUGCUUGCAACUAUUCACUCGAUACGGAUAACAAAACAAUGUCUGAUACAAUUGUUAUCAGUAAUGUAAACGUUGAAACUGCAUCGGAACAAUCGAAUGCUAGAACACAAAGUUUUAGAAGAGAUCUAGAAAAUUUUGAAAAUGUUAACCUUAACAUUUCAAAUAAUGAUUAUAAUUAUGAAAUGACUGAAAGUGUACCAAAAGCUGCAUGGAAUAUCCUACAAGAUGAAACUGAAUCGUCAGGUAUUGAUCCACUUAAUCAGAAUGAAAUGAAUAUUCUACCAGGGAAUGAAACUGGAAAUAACUUUGAUCAUGAAAGUUAUCAAUUUAAUGUUGAUAAUAAAGAACAUAUACCUGCAGACACAAUUACAACUCAAAGCUACUAUCCUAUGGGUUUGUAUGAUGGAGAUGAGAAAAGGCAGGCCGCCCACGAACCGCUUAUUGUACCAGUUACAAUACAUCCGCUGAGUGACGACGAUGAUGAUCUGGUCGAUGAUAACAGAGAAUACAGUUAUGCAAAUGAAACCAUUUCAAACAAUCUGGUGAAAUGUGAUGCUGUGACGGAGUGCAGUAGCCAUAAUACCGAAUGCUAUCGAAUUGACAAUUCUGCUUGCUGUGUAUGCAGUGAUGGAUUUUUCGGUGCAGGAAACGCCAAAUGUUGGUCUGAAGUCAAUGAUCAUAAAUUUUCUUUUUCUGGCUCACUGAAUGCACGCUUUGGUAGCGAGCAUACCAGUUCACCACUGCUAAUCUAUCUGGAUAUUCAACAUGGUUCACUAAGACGAAGUUCUAGUGGAAUUCGUGGUGGUCAGACAAACGACAGAAUAUAUUCAACCAUACGUCUAAUUACACCUGUUUUCCAUAUUUUAAAUGCAAUGAUUUCAAGUCCUUGUGAAAAUGCUCAAAAAAACGAACGUGUUUAUAAUCUUUUCACAUUAGGAAGUGGAUUACAACGUCCUUUCAAGCUGUUAUUCCAGUUUGAUAUUGAAAGAGUUGGGAAGUUUACAAUCGAAGCCGUACUUGAACUACAUGAUUUCACAACAGGAGAAUAUGCAAAUGGUGUAGUACAGUUGGAGGCGUUCAGCACGGAAAAUUUAAAUCUACUCGACCGGUCCUAUACUGAGGCUUAUAGUGCUUCUGAUAAACCAGAUAAAACAUAUUACGCUAAUUAUAAAAUUGAUGAUCUUGGCCGCAUUGUAUUUCCUGAACAAGUUGUUAAAUUCAUCGUUGAGCAUCGUGAUUCAAAUAAAAUAAGUAGUUUUCCUGAGGAAAUUAAUGUACAAUGGUCUGCUGUUGCUGAAUCAGACAGUUGCUUACUCAAACAAGUUAGCUCUGUACCUAAGAAUAAAUGGUAUUAUAUUCGGCUUAAAGAUCGUGGCUACUGUAGUGAGGACUGUUCAUCACCAGAUGGUGCAUGUAAUCUCUUCUGUGUCGAUGAACCUUUAUUGUUAGCUACAGAACCGAGUCCGUGUGACUGUGUCACGUGUGAUCGUCAUGGUGAAGUGUGUCAGCCAGAUGGAACGGGUUAUAGAUGUGAAUGUGGUGAAGGCUUAAAGCUAAUGUCUGAUAACACAUGUCAAGCCACUUCAGCAAUGGAUGUAAUCAACUAUCUCGGUGUCCAGUGUGGUUCGGUCAACUGUCAUGCUAAUGCUCGCUGUGUCGAUCCAAAUCAAGCGUUUUGUCAAUGUUUACCUGGCUAUAGAGGUGAUGGUGUUAGUCAUUGUGAAAAUGAUCCAUGUUCGAAAUGUCGUCGUAAUGAGAUCUGUGAAAACGGUAUAUGUAUACCAAGUGGUGUUGAUCUAUGCGACGGUGUUCAAUGUGGAGAACAAGCAUUCUGUCAAGAUGGUGCAUGCGUUUGUACACCAGGUUAUACUGGAGAUCCAGUUGUCAAGUGCUAUGAAGAAACAGAUCGAUGUUUUCAAGUGCGUUGUCAUCCAAAUGCUCAAUGUUACAAUGGCAGAUGUCAUUGUGUAGAGGGUUAUCAAGGUGAUGGGUAUUAUGAUUGUAAGCCUGAAGUCUACGAUCCAUGUAGUGAUGUCCGAUGUCACCAUUAUGGACAUUGUAUAAAUGGUAGCUGUCAGUGCCGUACUGGAUUUGAAGGAGAUGGCUACUAUGACUGCCGUCGUAUUCAAACAGAUCCUUGUAGUCGUGUGCAAUGUCAUUACGACGCCACAUGUCAUAAUGGUGUUUGCACAUGUAAAAAUGGUUAUAUCGGUGAUGGUUAUCGAGAAUGCCGACCACGAGAAUCUGAUUUAUGCUAUCGCAUUCAAUGUCAUCCAUAUGCACAGUGUGAUAAUGGACAGUGUCAUUGUACUGAAGGUUAUGAUGGUGAUGGGUAUUAUGAUUGUCAUAAAAGAGAUCCUUGUACUGGUGUUAAAUGUCAUCAGUAUGGAGAAUGCAUCAGUGGACGAUGCCACUGUCUCAAAGGAUAUGAAGGUGACGGGUAUUAUAAUUGUAAACAAGUAGUCAAUGAUCCAUGUUCAAAUGUUCGAUGUCAUCCUAAUGGUUAUUGUAAAAAUGGACGAUGUUUAUGUUUAAAUGGUUAUGAAGGGGAUGGCUAUUAUGAAUGUCGUCCAUUUUAUAAUGACCCUUGUAUAGGAGUACAGUGUCAUUCUAAAGCAGAAUGUCAAAAUGGUUAUUGUCGUUGCCUAAACGGCUACGAAGGAGAUGGUUUUCACUAUUGCUAUGCAAUGCAAGAUGAUCCAUGUUCUGGUAUGAGAUGUCAUAUAAACGCUAAAUGCUUUAACGGCGAAUGCCGAUGUUUGGAUGGCUAUCAAGGAGAUGGGAAAUAUUAUUGUGAUCCUAUUCAGCAGGAUCCGUGUCAAAAUAUUCGAUGUCAUGAGUUUGCGAACUGUCAAAAUGGUAGAUGUCAGUGUAAUGCAGGUUAUGAAGGAGAUGGUUACUGGGAAUGUAAAUCCAUAAAAAGUGACCUAUGUCGAAAUGUUCGAUGUCAUGAAAAGGCCGAAUGCAAUGCAGACGGUAAAUGUCAGUGUCUUGAUGGUUAUUGGGGAGAUGGAUAUUAUGAGUGCCAAAAAAAUUCACAAGAAUUAUGCGCAGGUGUUCAAUGUCAUCGUUUUGGUCAAUGUUAUGAAAAUCGAUGCUAUUGUAGUCAUGGCUACGUUGGAGACGGGGUAAACUUUUGUGAUGCACGUACAAAUGACCCAUGUGACGGAGUUCGUUGUGCUGCUAAUGGUCGUUGCCAAGAUGGUCGAUGUGUAUGUGAUCAUGGAUUCACAGGAGACGGCUACAACGAAUGCCGAGUAGCCGAGGGUGUCAGUUUGUGUGGUAACGUACAAUGCCAUCAAUAUGCCACAUGUGAAAGAGGACAAUGCCGUUGUAUCGCUGGUUAUGAUGGUGAUGGUUAUUCAGACUGUCGACCACUUACAGAAGAUAAGUGUGCACAAGUAAGAUGCCAUCCAAAUGCUCAGUGUAUUGAUGGAUACUGUUCAUGUUAUACUGGUUUCGAGGGUGAUGGAUACUACGAAUGUAAACGAAUCACUCAAGAUCGUUGUGCGAAUGUUCAGUGUCAUGAAAAAGCUAAAUGUGACGACGGAUAUUGUCGUUGUACAGAAGGAUUUGAGGGUGAUGGCUACAGGGAGUGUAGACGUAUAAGUGAAGGUGAGUAA
Molecule: messenger RNA, 4730 nt
Organism: Schistosoma turkestanicum
Lineage: Eukaryota; Metazoa; Platyhelminthes; Trematoda; Strigeidida; Schistosomatidae
Source: the annotation of a GenBank genome assembly